AUACUUGUGAAUUAAUCCUGAAGAGAAAUUCUAUGUAUUAGUGAUUGUGGAAACGCUUUCAUCCGAGCUCAGUAGAUGCUAGGAGAAAACCCUCGUAUGUAACGGGAUGUUGGAAAGUCUUCAUCCUGAGUCGGGUCUUCUGCAAGAUGCACUCAGUCCUGGAGGGGACCUUUAUGAAUGCAAUGAAUGUAGAAAAACCUUUAGCCUAAAAGAAAACUUGGUAGAACACAAGAAAAUGCAUAGUGGAGAGAAAUCACAUGAAUGUACAGAAUGUGGCAAAGCGUUUUCUCGAGUCUCAUCACUCACUCUACAUUUGAGAGGGCAUGCACGGACGAAAUCAUACAAAUGUAGGAAAUGUGGAAAAGCCUUCAGCCAGAGAGGAGACUUCCUCUCUCAUCAGAAACAACAUGCUGAAGAGAAGCCCCAAGACUGUGAGAAAACUUCCAUUCAGAUGACACCCCUCAUUAGAAAUCAGACAAAUACGGGGAGCAAACCAUUCGCAUGUCAGCAAUGUGGAAAAGCUUUUAAUGGCAAAUCGUAUCUCAAAGAACAUGAGAAAAUUCAUACUGGAGAGAAGCCAUUUGAGUGUAGUCAGUGUGGAAGAGCCUUCAGCCAGAAGCAAUACCUCAUUAAACACCAGAACAUCCAUAGUGGGAAGAAACCUUUUAAAUGUAAUGAGUGCGGUAAGGCAUUUAGCCAGAAAGAAAACCUCAUUAUACACCAGAGAAUCCACACUGGAGAGAAACCCUAUGAAUGUAAAGGGUGUGGGAAAGCCUUCAUUCAGAAAUCAAGCCUCAUUAGGCACCAGAGAAGUCACACUGGAGAGAAACCUUAUACAUGUAAGGAGUGUGGGAAGGCCUUCAGUGGCAAAUCAAACCUCACUGAGCAUGAGAAAAUUCACAUCGGAGAGAAACCCUAUAAAUGUAAUGAGUGUGGGACAAUUUUCAGGCAGAAGCAGUACCUCAUCAAACACCACAACAUUCAUACCGGUGAGAAACCCUAUGAAUGUAAUAAAUGUGGGAAAGCCUUUUCCCGGAUUACAUCACUUAUUGUGCAUGUGAGAAUUCAUACCGGUGAUAAACCCUAUGAGUGUAAAAUCUGUGGGAAAGCCUUCUGUCAAAGCUCAUCCCUUACCGUGCAUAUGAGAAGCCAUACCGGUGAGAAACCCUAUGGUUGUAAUGAAUGUGGGAAGGCCUUUUCUCAGUUCUCAACUCUUGCUUUACACAUGAGAAUCCAUACUGGUGAGAAACCUUAUCAAUGUAGUGAGUGUGGGAAGGCCUUCAGCCAGAAGUCACACCACAUUAGACACCAGAGAAUUCACAUUCAUUAAAACUCUAUGAAUGCCUUAGAUUUAGGAACGCUUGAGCAGAGUGUAUGAUUAGUAAUAUAUCAGAAGAGUUGUCUUACGUUAAAUUUAUACGAAUGUAGGAAAUCCUGUAGAGACCCAAAAGUACAAAGUUAUUUAGUAAGAUGUAUUACAAUAUAUUACAUACUUCCCAGACUCUCAUAAUAAACAGUAUUAUAAUUUUAGGACCCUCCUCAAUGAACUUAGAGUCCAAUUAGCAUAGUCUUAGAAAGCUUAUCAAAUGUAUUGAGAUAAUAUGAGCAAUAUAAAGGUUUGAAAUUAAGAGGCAAAAAUAUUUUUGAUAUAUGCUUUGCUAUAUGAAUAAUUUGUAAAAAAUCAUUUUUCAAAAAAGGCAUUUCGGGACAGGGUCUCCCUAUGUACAUAGCCCAGGGUGACCUUAAACGCACUGUGUAGUCCAAGUAGGCUUCACGCUUCUGUUCAUGCACUUACCCAGCCUCCCAAUGCUGCAAUCACAGAUGUACAACACCAUGUCUUUGCUGAUAGAACUGUAUAAAGUUGAGGUCAGGACAGAAUAUUGAAUCUAGAAACAUGAAUGAAUUCAUGGGAGACUGGCAAUUGAUUCUGGCAGUAUCCCAGACUUCCAGAAAUCAUGGGUGACUUAAAUAACAAUCUCAGGAUAAUUAACUGGUAGGGGAAAGUUACAGGCCUCUGAUGUCUUCAUCUAUUGACACAUUUCUUAGGAAUAACAAUGUCCUUGCAGAAAGCAAAGCUUUGUAUAAAAAGAUUUCGGAGAGGGUGGUUUCUCAGACGAGUAGGAACGAAAUUCUAGAUUCUAGGAUCUUCAGCUGUUAACCCCUGAGCGUUUAUGCUUAAGACAUGGAUAUGCUUAUGUAGGGAGUCGUGUACCAGUUGGUCUGUUCAUUGCAGCAUGAAUUGUGGUAGCAAAAAAUGGGCACAGGUGUUUGUUGCUUAUGAAGCAGAUAAGUAAAAUGCAACAGUCACACAGUAGAAUACUCUAGCAACUAAGCACAACACGUUAAGUCUAUGUGUUAACAGCAAAAGAAAAA
Messenger RNA from Phodopus roborovskii (desert hamster), 2373 nucleotides. RefSeq names its product zinc finger protein 260 (gene Znf260). Gene Ontology annotation, molecular function: RNA polymerase II cis-regulatory region sequence-specific DNA binding; DNA-binding transcription factor activity, RNA polymerase II-specific. Lineage: Eukaryota; Metazoa; Chordata; Mammalia; Rodentia; Cricetidae. The transcript has a single exon. The record is from RefSeq and is a predicted model, not a curated record. Gene Ontology annotation, biological process: regulation of transcription by RNA polymerase II. Bases 107 to 1330 code for a protein of 407 amino acids.